Stylophora pistillata is the source of this 737-nucleotide messenger RNA. RefSeq lists its product as uncharacterized. NCBI's taxonomy places the organism in Eukaryota, Metazoa, Cnidaria, Anthozoa, Scleractinia, Pocilloporidae. The record is from RefSeq and is a predicted model, not a curated record.
UUGAAGAACUGAAAGCAUUAACAGACAAGUACUUUGAUGUGCAACGAUAUGUUGUCUUGCUAUUUGACGAAAUGAAAAUCAUGUCAAAUCUUGUUUUUGAUAAGGUCACAGGCGAAUUGAUUGGAUAUGUGGAUCUUGGUGACCCUGAUGUCAACUUUGGAGCUCUGGAAAAACUUGAUGAGGUUGCAACUCAUGCUCUUGCUUUCCUCAUCAGAGGUGUUUGUACAGAGUUGAAGUUCUGCUUGGCCCACUUUUCUACCAAUGGAGCUACUUCUGCCCAGAUAAUGCCAUUGUUCUGGGAGGCUGUUGCUAUUUUGGAGUUAACCUGUAACCUCUGGGUUAUUGCUUCUACUUCGGAUGGAGCCACACCAAAUAGAAAAUUCUACCGAAUGCAUAAGAGUCUUGAUGGAAAUGCUGACAAGGAUGUGUGCUAUCGCACAAUCAAUUUGUUUGCACCACAGAGGUUUAUAUACUUCUCAGAUGCCCCUCAUCUUGUAAAGACCACAAACUGUCUGUAUCAUUCUGGAUCUGGUACUUGUACCAGGUAUAUGUGGAAUGAUGGUCACUACUUAUUAUGGCAGCACAUCACCCAAAUCUUUUAUCAAGAUGCAGAGAAUGGCUUGAAGUUGCUUCCUAGAACUACAUAUGACCAUGUUAAGCUAAAUUCGUACUCCAGCAUGCGUGUCAGUAUGGCAGCUCAAGUGCUAAGUGCAUCAAUGGCAGCUGUUUUAAGAUAA